GUUUGCGCCCAGGCUCGAGGUCCUGGCCAGGUCCCAGCCCCUAGACAAGUUCGCCCUCGUUUUGGGGCUGCAGCAGUUGGGGGCCGUCGUGGCAGUGACUGGCGACGGGGCCAACGACGCGCCUGCGCUGAAGACUGCGGACGUGGGCUUCGCCAUGGGGGUCACAGGGAAGGAGGUGGCGAAGCAAGCAGCAGAUAUUGUGCUGCUGGAUGACAACUUCGAAAGUUUAGUUUCUGCUGUCAAGUGGGGCCGCAGCAUUUAUGCAAACAUUCAAAAGUUUUUGGAGUUUCAACUCACCGUCAACGUCGUGGCAGUCGUCACUUCCCUCGUUUGCGACUGCGACAGCGCCUCUCCGCACAUUUUGCGUUCUGGCCGCCGCUUUUAUCCUUUUUCUUCAAAUGAGGAUUAUAAGAAUUCCUGGAGAGUCACAAUUGGACCUUCUCGCCAUUACACUCUCAUCUUCAACGCAUUCGUCUUUAUGCAGGCAAGCAGCAGCAGCAGCAGCAGCAGCAGCAGCAGCAGCAGCAGCAGCAGCAGCGGGAGCAGCGGGAGCAGCAGCAGGGGUAGCGGGAGCAGGGGGCGAAGCGGCGAGGCAGAGGCAGCAGCAGUGACUGCAGCGGCGGCAGUGAUAGCGGCAGCAGCAGCAGCAACGAUAGCAGCAGCAGCAGCAAACACAGCAGCAGCAGCAGCAGCAGCAGCAAAGAUAGCAGCAGUGGAAGCACAGGCAGCAGCAGUGGCACAAUCCGUGGCAGCAGCACGAGCAGCAGCAGCAGCAGCAGCAGGCGCUGCAGCGGCCGCUCGUGCGGGCCGCCGGCCACUGGGAAACAUGUUCAACGUGCGGCGCUCCGGCUCUUCCCUCAAUGUCUUCAAGGGUUUAGGAAAGUCCCAAAUGUUUUUGGGAAUUGUUUUAUUCAUUUGCUGCUUCCAAGUCCUCGUGGUGGAGUUGGGGGGGCUGCCUAUGUCCUGCACCUUCGGCGGAAUAACCGCGCUGCAGUGGCUCAUCUGCGUGCUGCUGGGGGUGGGGUCGGUGGUUGUGGGGGCUUUGCUGCUGCUGCUGCCUUACAGCCGUUUGCCGCAAACUGGAAAGCGAGAAGUUGAUUUGCUGCAGGAGAGCCGCAGCAUUGCCCUUGCUUCCAGAGGAAGGUUGUCUACGGAGCGGCUGACAAACCGCAUGGGCUACUCCACCUCUUCCCGCCUUACUCAGGAGCACCGCAAACAAAUCAUGUCCGUGUUGAGGGGGGCCCCUGCAGCAAACCCCGCAGCAGCUGAGGCCCCAGUUGCUCCGCAGCCAGAAGGCCAAAACCUCCAUUCGAUGGUUUAG
Eimeria necatrix is the source of this 1321-nucleotide messenger RNA. RefSeq lists its product as hypothetical. Lineage: Eukaryota; Apicomplexa; Conoidasida; Eucoccidiorida; Eimeriidae. Gene Ontology annotation, molecular function: ATP binding; ATP hydrolysis activity; P-type calcium transporter activity. The transcript is spliced from 7 exons. The record is from RefSeq and is a predicted model, not a curated record. Gene Ontology annotation, cellular component: membrane; intracellular membrane-bounded organelle. The annotation marks the transcript as partial.